AUGUUGCUAAUUCCCCUACUGCUACUGACAAUUGGGUCUUCGGCCGCAAUGAAGACCCCGAAAUGCACACACAACGCGUACGUUGGGACGGUCGCGGACCUGGACGCCGGGAAACCGCUGGGCGAGCCGAUUCAUGAGGCCACCGUGGGCAUCAGCGUGGUCCAUCGGUGGAGCUGUGAUGGGGAUGGUGAGUGAAAAAGUGCUAGUUUUUUUGAUGAAAAGGUGAUUUUAAAAAGAGUUUUUUCUGUGGUAUGUAUAAUAUAUUAUAUCGUCUGCUAUCAAAUGAUUUUUUUGGACAAAAAAUCUUAUCAAUGGCUUUUAGCGAGCCAUUGAUAAGUACCCCAAGAGCGGCCCCCAGAUUUUCUUUUUUCUUUAUCAAUAUGUCGGGAAAAUAACGUGGAUUCGUCGCGCCUUGGGAUCGCCCAACAUCACUUUUCGACGACUGGCUGCGGUUGGAAGAAAUUCGCAAAAAUUGCCCCACUUUUUUCAAACUUUCGACUAAAAAAUUUCGGUCGUUUCUGCAAAAAUAGCAAGCUAGGAGUCUCGCAUAUCUAUCUAAAAAAUUAUUUUAAAUUUGUGCCACGCUCUAUCAAAAUUUGAGGGUCGCACUUGUAACACCUCCUCUGUCAGUCCCCCUAGGAUUCAUUUUACAGAGGUUAUAUCGCUUUUUCCUACGGUUCCUGCGGUGAUUUGACGAUAAAUCACCAGCCUUUUGACCCAUCACACUUCAUUUGUCAGCCAUUUGUUUCAGAACUAGCCGGUGUGUCCUUCCGCAACUGCUAUGUGUCGGAUGGAGAGACCCAUCUGGCCGACGUAAUCGACCAACACGGUUGCUCCAUGGACUCUUUGUUGGUGUCGAAUAUUCGGCGCUCCGCAGACCAGAAGACGACGUUCAUGGAGACGGCGGUCUUCAAAUACGCCAACCAAUCCGAACUCUGGUAUUUCUGCGAAGCGCAGACCUGCACUCAAGGACGUUGCGAUAAUAUUAUGGUAAGACAUUCAACUGGACGGCAGACUGAGAGUAUAUCAGUCUGUCGGGAAAAUAAUGAGCACUCAGUCGCAUUGAAAAUCGCAUCGGCGCCGAGAAAAUGAAUUGUCUCGCGGAGAUUUUUUUACUUCAGCGACACGAUUUGCAAAGCGAUAUUGGACUUAUUAUUUUCCCGACAGACUAUUUUCCAUGCCGUUGGCGUAAAAAUUCCAUAAACAUUCCUGGGCCGAUUGCCGAGAGUCAAGACUUUAUGGCGACGUUUGCGCUACGGCUUUUCGGAUCAGCAACAGCUCGGGUAGGCCUCAAAAUUUAGUCCGCCGAGCCUUCGCCGACCGUCAGCCGAAAAUCCAACGGCCUUGUCAGGCUUCGCAGGCAAUUCCUACAAUCUUUUUUUGAGUAUCUACCUGGUUAGUCAAAAUAAUAAGAUGAUCGGGUCUUAGGACAGCUUAUCACUUAUUUUGAGGUUUUUUACAUGUGCUCACAUCAAUAAUUUCUAGGUAAAAGUUACAGAUCUUCGUUUUUUGCCGCAAAGUUUUUUUUUUUAUGUUACGGUGACUCAGGAGGAAAGAAAACUAACGUUAGUAGUAGCUAUAAUUAGAAAAAAUGGGCGUAUUGAAAGUCUUUGCCAAGUCUCCGCCGAGCCUUCGCCGAGCGUCCGGCAAGCAUCCAACUGCCUUGCUAGGCCUCGUAGGCACUUUCUAUAACCUUUUUUUGAGUAUCCACGUGCCCUACUCCCCGCCAUAUGCCUCGAAUCGGUCGAUUUUCUGUUCACCCGAACGGUCGUGGACCCGAAAACUGAUGACGUGGCGAUGCUUUCAUAUUGUCCCCUCCUUUCCUUCCAAAACCAUCUCAAAUUUCAGCCAAUGCCGUCUUGCUUCAAGUACAUUGACCCCUCCAAAGAGCAGCAUCUCCUGAUCCCCUCAAAGCCCCUGCCGCAGCCCGCACCGACCGCCGACCUGGACGCGGAACUCGACCAGAUCAUGCGCGAAUUGAACGGCACUUAUCAGCCCGCCCUCAUCGUGUCCGGCCGGCUGCACGUGCGGAAGGCGAGCGUCAACGCGUCGCAGAACGAAACGACAAAGCCGGUCGAUUUUACGACCCACGCGAACAGCGUGGUGGACGACGAGGUCAUGGAGAAGAUGACGUUCGGCCGCCCGCUCACCUGGAGCGGCACCCUGGUGUUGAUUGUGGGCCUGGGCACGCUGAUUACGCUCUCGGCGUGCGCCUUCUUCGCGCUGAUUUAUCGACGGUUUGAGAGGGUCAUCGACUGCGGGAACCAGAAGAGCGAGUAUCCCAUGUAA
Messenger RNA from Bursaphelenchus xylophilus (pine wood nematode), 2289 nucleotides. The record is from the annotation of a GenBank genome assembly. Lineage: Eukaryota; Metazoa; Nematoda; Chromadorea; Rhabditida; Aphelenchoididae.